AUGUCUACCGCCCAGUUCGAGUGGCACCCCGCCAAGCUCCUCGAAGAUAACGCCGGUCUCCAGGAUUUUGCGCUGCUGGUCCUCAACCAGCCUCUGAAGAAUGGAGCUAUUCUACGCAGACUCUGGAAGAACUCAUCUGUGAGAGUCGCUGCCGAUGGCGGUGCCAACCGGCUCCAUCAGCUUUCCUCCUUUCAAGGGAAGUUUUCAAAUCUGCAAGCCAUCAUUGGGGACCUCGACUCCCUCUGCUCCUCAGUGAGAGACUUCUACUCCUCACAACCGACCCCAGCGCAGGUCAUCCAUGACACCGACCAGGAGUCGUCUGAUUUUGGAAAGGCCAUCACAUGGAUUCGGAAAACCCAGCCAAGUGCUCUUGACAUCGUCGCACUUGGUGGUAUUGGCGGCCGUGUUGACCAGGGCCUCAGCCAGCUCCACCACCUGUACCUGUACCAGACAGACCCUGCGUACGCUAAUGGCCGGAUAUAUCUCUUAUCUGGGUCGAGUUUGACAUUUUUACUGAAAUCCGGGACGCACAUGAUUCAUGUCAAGGAAGAUGGCGAGGAUGAGGUGUUUGGGAAGCACGUUGGGAUUAUCCCCUUGCAGGAGCCAAGUCGGGUUACCACCAAGGGUUUGGAGUGGGAUGUAACUGACUGGGAGUCGAAAAUAGGCGGAAGACUCAGCACCAGUAAUCACGUGCUGCCUCACACUAAGUGUGUCGAAGUUCAUACCACGAAAGAUGUACUGUUCACUGUUGCACUGCGCCCAGUCGAGGGAGAAGAGGAGGCGUGA
This is a messenger RNA of Metarhizium brunneum ARSEF 3297, 786 nucleotides long. RefSeq names its product Thiamine pyrophosphokinase 3 (gene TPK3). Gene Ontology annotation, molecular function: thiamine diphosphokinase activity; thiamine binding; ATP binding. Gene Ontology annotation, biological process: thiamine diphosphate biosynthetic process; thiamine metabolic process. Lineage: Eukaryota; Fungi; Ascomycota; Sordariomycetes; Hypocreales; Clavicipitaceae. The record is from RefSeq and is a predicted model, not a curated record.